UAUGGGAUAUCACUUCAGAAUUUUAUAAACACAAAGGCAUGCGCCAAUCCGCCCUGCAAAAAAUUUGUGAGGGUAUGCAAAUAGAAGGUUUUACUGUAGAAGAUGUAAAAAAUAAAAUAAAAAGUAUGCGAUCUACAUACUACCUUGAACUGGACAAGAUUAAAAAAUCCUCCACUUCUGGUGCUAGUGGUGAUGUUUACCAGCCGAAGAUAAAAUGGUUCGCCGAGUUCAAUUCAUUUAUAAGAAAUGCAAUGGUGAAAAGAAAAGUACAGGAAAAUACAGAAUCUCAAUCUAGAGUGCGGGCUGAUGACGAUCCCUCCGCUUUUGCACCAGAAACUCCUACACCAGAAACUCCUACACCGGAAACUCCUACACCGGAAACUUCUGCACCGGAACCACGAAAGAAGAAGUCUAGAUUAACAGAGUUAUCUGCAAUUGUCAAAAACAUGAAGGAGAUCAAAAAUGACUUCUCCAACUCAGAAAGAGAGGAAGAUGAAUUUGAUAUCUUUGGAAAAUACAUUGCAACGCAAUUAAGAAAACUUUCCACAGAACAGGCUAUCCUAGGCCAAGAAGAAAUACAAAAAGUGGUAACAAAAUGUAGACUGAACGAUUUGAGAUUUAGUAAUACGAGUUAUUCUCACAUACUACAAGCGCCUGGUCCAAGUUCUAAUACAUUUUCAAUGAGUCCAGCAUCUACUACAGACACCCAAGCCACUGAUGAUUCACUUAAUUUAUUGUGUGAAGAUACAGAAUACGCCAAUAUUAUUAUGAAUGCUUUCAAUCAAGCUUAAAUGUGAAAUAGUGUUAAGUAUGAGGAAAUUAUAAUAAAGAAAAUUAGUUACCUUGAUGUGAUCUUUUAAUGCCCUUUUUAUUUCUUGACAAACUUCUGAUAUGAUUUGCGAUAUAGAUGAUUUUGGCAACCGAAACAGAUGACUGAGGCUUCUGUAACUAUUUCCAGUAGAUAAAAAGGAUAGAGUGACUUCUAGUUUUAAUUUUGCAGGUAUGGCAUCUCUUAAUAAUGUAUCGUUACGUUGAAUAUUGUUUGAAAUUAAUGAUAACAACUCCUCAAAAUUUUCUGCUGUCAUUCUCAUUGCCAAUCUAUAUUCAUAGGCAUCUUCUGAUUUCAGCUGUUGCAAAAGCAUUGUUGAGCCUCCUUUUACAUUUCUUUCGCUUAUCCAGUUUCUCACCCAAAUCCGCUUUUUUCUUUUUAGUUCUUCUUCAACUACAUCAGUUACUUCUUCUAACAGUAAUAAUUGAACAGUUUUAAAACAAUUUCUAAACUCCUUUCUUGAAAGCAUUGUCACUAUAGUGUUAUCGAUCUAACAGCUUUUGAAUGACUGGAAUAAUGUGGACGAUAUAAUCCAGUCCAGUACUGGACUGGAUUAACUCGCUGGAUUACUGGACUGGAAUAAUGUGAACUGACCAUAAAAGUAACUUA
Messenger RNA from Maniola jurtina (meadow brown), 1438 nucleotides. RefSeq lists its product as uncharacterized. The transcript has 2 exons. NCBI's taxonomy places the organism in Eukaryota, Metazoa, Arthropoda, Insecta, Lepidoptera, Nymphalidae. The coding region runs from base 39 to 791 and encodes 250 amino acids. The record is from RefSeq and is a predicted model, not a curated record.